Molecule: messenger RNA, 2385 nt
Organism: Manihot esculenta (cassava)
Lineage: Eukaryota; Viridiplantae; Streptophyta; Magnoliopsida; Malpighiales; Euphorbiaceae
Exons: 3
Coding region: 1-2385 (794 amino acids)
Molecular function (GO): nucleic acid binding; RNA-DNA hybrid ribonuclease activity
Source: RefSeq, a predicted model, not a curated record
AUGAAAGCCACUGCUCGUCAAAGGAAAAAUCAGUUUGUCAAGCUGCAGGAUAGUCAAGGUGUUUGGCAUGAGGGAGACCCAGGUCUGUCAAACCUAAUUUUGACUUAUUUUGAGACUUUGUUUACUUCACAGGCACAAGAUUCUUUGGAGUUGUCCAGUUUAAUACCGAUUGGUGUUACAGAGGAGGACAAUCGCUCUUUGCUUGCCCCUUAUACAUCAGAGGCAGUUCAGGAGGCCAUUUUCAGUAUGCAUGCAGAUAAAUCUCCUGGGUUAGAUGGAUUCAACCCUGGUUUUUAUCAAAAAUAUUGGGGCAUUGUGGGAUCGGACAUAGCUCGAUUCUGUAUUGACUGCUUAGCUUCUGGUUGCUUUCCGCAAGAACUAAAUAACAUAGCCAUUGUUCUGAUCCCCAAGAAGAAGACGCCAGCAAAUAUGGGCGACUUACGACCAAUUGCUUUGUGUCAGGUUCUUUACAAAAUUAUGUCGAAGAUGAUCACUAAUAGAUUAAAGACUGUUUUGCCGAAUCUAAUCUCCCCUUCACAGAGUGCUUUUGUUGCGGGCCGAAGCAUCUUUGAUAAUUCUAUUGUAGCUUAUGAGGUGUUACAUUAUAUGAGAAGUCGUCGUCGGGGAAAAGAUGGCUAUGUGGCUUUGAAAAUAGAUAUUAGUAAAGCGUACGACCGCUUGGAGUGGCCCUUUAUUCGUUUUAUGCUUCAAUCUUUGGGGUUUGAUUCUAAAUUUAUUGAUUUGGUGAUGUUCUGUGUUAGUACAGUGUCUUAUCAAGUGCUCCAUCAUGGACAACUAUUGGGUCCUAUAACACUGCAGCGUGGAGUUCGACAGGGAGACCCAUUGUCACCAUACCUAUUCAUUCUAUGUGCUGAGGGUAUGUCUUGUAUGAUUAGAGCACAAGUGGCUGCCAAUGCUCUUCACGGGUGCAUCAUUGCUACUGGUGCGCCUCAGAUCACUCACCUCUUCUUUGCGGACGACAGCUUACUUUUUUUCAAAGCCGAGGUUAGUGAGGCUCAAAUUGUUCAAGAGGUACUUAAUAGCUAUGCAAGGAUGUCUGGGCAGGUUAUAAACUUUAAUAAAUCUAUUCUUUGCUAUAGUGCUAAUGUGUCUGCCUCUAGACGAGUGGCCAUCUGUGAGUUCUUGCAUAUUGUUGAAGGAGAUGGCAUUGGGAAUUACUUGGGAUUGCCCAUGAAUGUUGGCAGAAAUAAGGCGGAGAAGCUUAUGGCACGAUUUUGGUGGGGUAAAGGGAAAAAUCAUGAUAAAGGCAUGCAUUGGAUGUCUUGGGAAAGAUUAGCUAGGCCUAAAACUGGUGGAGGUCUUAGCUUUAAAAAGCUUAGGGAGUUCAACUUGGCAAUACUGGGUCGUGUUGGUUGGAAUUUGAUUUUGCAUCCUCACUCCUUGGUGGCCUCAUUAUUAAAAGCACGUUAUUAUCCUGUUGUUUCCUUCUUAAAUACUCCAAAAGGUACAAAUCCUAGUUUUGUCUGGACUAGUAUUCGUGCAUCGCAGGGUCUCCUUCGUCAAGGAAUCUCAUGGCGCAUUGGUAGUGGUUCGGCGGUGCCCAUUUGGCUUGAGUCUUGGUUGCCUGAUAGAGAGAACCCUUUUAUUACAUCAGAUUUUGACACUUCUGUUGGAGUCCAUUAUGUUAGUGAUCUCAUUCAAGAUGGCACAUGGAAUAGGGAAGUACUUUCACAAGCUUUCAAUGACAGAGAUAGAAAUCUUAUUUUAUCAUUACCGUUGCCCAGUAUUUCGCAGCCAGAUUCUCUAUAUUGGAGGUUAUCUAUUAAUGGUUUCUAUUCUGUAAAAAGUGCUUACAAAGCACUAACUUGGGAUGAGUCUCUUGUGGCAAUGAAUGAUCAGCAACAUUUAUGGAAGAAGAUCUGGUCCCUUCAGCUAAUCCCCAAAGUUAAGAAUUUCAUUUGGCGUGCCUGGUGGGUAAAGGCUAAUGUUGAUGCCUCAACAAAGCGUGCAGGACAGAUAGGUAUUGGGGGAGUUGUUAGAGGUGAUAAUGGUGAGUUCUUGGCAUGCAAAAUGGUUGUGAUACCUCAAUCUUUACGCCCUCGAGAUGCUGAGCUGGUAGCUAUAAGGGAGGUCCUUAGCUGGUUGAAGUCUACCCCUUGGAGAAAUAUUGUGAUUGAAACAGAUUGUGCUGUUGCAGUAAAUGCUUUAACCUCAAAUUUGACUCUGGAUAUAUCAAGUACUGAUUUUAUAAUUCAAGAUUGUAAGUCUCUAGCUAACGAGACUGAUUUUAUUGUGAGAUUUGUUCAUGUAAAUCGUAGUGGUAAUGAGCUUGCUCACGAGAUUGCUAGGUUUGCUUCUAGUACUUCACAUGAGGGUGUUUGGUUUGAUGUACCUCCUCAAUUUGUAAGCCGCUUCUUUACAUGA